UGGGAGCGGUACAUCCCCAGGGUCCUGCCUGCUUCUGCAGCAUAACUGCACUUCUUUUCAUGUAUUUUCGGUGGCAUUCCUUUGCAGAUUCAUUCACGGGACUCAUAAACAUAAUGACUGACAUCAUCUGGCGCUACACAGGAGAUUUCAUGGCUCCUGACAUCGUCUGCAGAGUCGUCCGCUACUUACAGGUGGUCCUCCUCUAUGCUUCAACCUAUGUCCUCGUGUCACUGAGCAUAGACCGGUAUCAUGCCAUAGUUUACCCCAUGAAGUUCAUGCAAGGAGAAAGACAGGCGAAAGUUCUUAUUGGAGUGGCCUGGAGCCUCUCUUUCCUGUUUUCCAUACCGACUCUGAUAAUUUUUGGGAAACGACAGCUCUCCAACGGGGAAGUGCAGUGCUGGGCUCUGUGGCCGGAUGAUUCCUACUGGAUCCCCUACAUGACGGUGGUUGCUUUCCUUGUGUACUUCAUUCCUCUGAUCAUUAUCAGUGUCAUUUACUCAAUCGUGAUUCGAACCAUCUGGAUGAAGAGCAAAGCUCAGGCUGUCAUUAUAUCCAGCUGCACUGAUGGCAGAACCUCUGCUGGCUACACCAGUCGUGGGUUCAUAUCCAGAGCUAAAGUGAAAGCCAUCAAGUACAGCAUUGUAAUUGUUCUUGCAUUCGCUCUCUGUUGGAGCCCCUACUUUCUGUUUGAUAUCCUGGACAACUUCAACAUCCUUCCCGAGACCAAAGAGCGCUUCUAUGCAUCCGUGAUAAUUCAAAACCUGCCAGCCUUGAACAGUGCCAUCAAUCCCCUCAUCUACUGCCUCUUCAGCAACCACCUCUGCACCCCCUUUGAGGAGAGAAGAACACGAAGGUUGGAGGGGACUUUCCGGGACCGGAGUGAUGGAGGGCAGGAGAUGCAGGUCCUGUCCAAACCAGAAUACAUCUAGCACAGGUAAUCCCCUCAGAACCACAACAGGACCCAUGCUGAGGACAGCAGAGGUUUCCCAAAGUAGAAGACAGACACCAAGCAUGAACUGACUGGACUACACCUGUGCCUUGCUGCUGUUGAACAGCACAAGCACUUGAGAGCAGCACUGCACCUUCAGCUACCACACUCUGCCAGGACCAAGCCAGCCACAAAGGGUUUGCAUGCUACUUUUGUGACGGCUCAUUUUAGCCAUCUGUUUUCAAGCAAGCUGUAACAUAUCUGUACUCCAAAUGGCAAAAAGCAAUGUAAACAGUAUCUAGUCAAAGCCUUCUCUCUGUUCUUCAAGAGUCUCUGGAAGCCAUCCAGUACCAUGCAGCUCAUAGAGCUGGUGAAGUGUUUACAAGUAGUUACAGGAGGGCGCCCUGCUUAAAAUGAACCCAGGAACGUUUCGAAUGAGAAUACACCACUGCCACUCUAAGUUUGUGUCCUGGCUUCACGUGCAACCACUGACAAUGCCCUAACAGAAAGGAGGGGAUGGUAGGGAUGGAUGGCCAUCCCCCUAUACACACCAUCUGUGUAGUUCAUCCUCCCAUUCCCUUGCAGAACUUCCCUGCUGUUUUAUCUCGGCUCCCCUACCUUUA
Phasianus colchicus (ring-necked pheasant) is the source of this 1551-nucleotide messenger RNA. Lineage: Eukaryota; Metazoa; Chordata; Aves; Galliformes; Phasianidae. The record is from RefSeq and is a predicted model, not a curated record.